GGGGGCGGAGACGGCGGAGGAAGGGGCGGGGGCUGCGCGCCCCUGGUUUCAGGAAGCCGAGUGGGUUCGGGCGGCCGCCCUCGCACUCUGCCGGGAUGAGCUCACCGGGGGCUCGGCCUGCAGAUGUUUAUUCUUUGCUGUGCAAAACAAGCCUUGCCCCAGAGGCAAGUUGUGGAAGUCACGGUGGUGGUAGGAGAGUGGCCUUGCCCUGGAGAGACAGUGCAGGAAUCAGGGGCCGUUUCCGACUUUGGAACAACUGGUCCAAAGGAUGUGCUCCACUCCCAUCUCUUGUCCUUGGUGGUGGUGAGGAACAAAACGUGACAGAAACAGAUGCCUUUUAUAGAAGUGAAACGUUUGAUCCGGCAGAAAAGUACAAAAUGGACCACGGGAAGAGAGGAGUUGCUUUAAUCUUCAAUCACGAGAGGUUCUUCUGGCACUUGACACUGCCAGAAAGGCGUGGCACCUGUGCAGACAGAGACAAUCUUAAACGCAGGCUUUUAGACCUAGGAUUUGAAGUGAAAUGCUUUAACGAUCUUAAAGCAGAAGAACUGCUGCUUCAAAUUCAUGAGGUGUCAACCUCUAGCCAUACAGAUGCCGAUUGCUUUUUAUGUGUAUUCCUGAGUCACGGCGAGGGCAAUCACAUUUAUGCAUACGACGCCAAAAUUGAAAUUCAGACAUUGACUGGCUUGUUCAAAGGAGAUAAAUGUCAGAGCUUGGUUGGAAAACCCAAGAUAUUUAUCAUCCAGGCAUGUCGGGGAAACCAACACGAUGUGCCAGUCCUUCCUUUGGAUGCCGUGGAUCAUCCGACAGACAAGCCGGAUGGCAAUGUAACGGAGGUGGAUGCGGCCUCCGUUUACACGCUGCCUGCUGGAGCGGACUUCCUCAUGUGUUACUCUGUUGCAGAAGGUUACUAUUCUCACCGAGAAACUGUGAACGGCUCAUGGUACAUUCAAGAUUUGUGUGAGAUGUUGGAAAAAUAUGGUUCCUCCUUAGAAUUCACAGAACUCCUCACGCUGGUGAACAGAAAAGUUUCUCAGCGCCGGGUGGACUUUUGCAAAGACCCAAGUGCAAUUGGAAAGAAGCAGGUUCCCUGUUUUGCCUCAAUGCUUACUAAAAAGCUCCAUUUCUUUCCGAAAUCUAAAUGACAGGAGCUAUUUUCUCUUACGCACCUAUGUUCAAAUAUAUUUCCCUUCUUUUUAUAUAAAUAGCUAUCACCAGGCUGCAGCUUGUGGGUCAGCAAUAUAAACUAUUUUCAGGUUUAAUGUCUAACACAGAACUUUUUUGAAAUACUUCAUAUUGGACAUUAAGAAAGGGUUUGAUAUGUAGAAAUGAAAUCCUCAGGGAAUUAUUAUAAAAAUCUACAAUAUUUGUAUUAGUUUAUCUUUUUAGCAAACUGCAGGAUUACUUAUAAUAUCCAUCUGAUUUUAUCUUGAUAUCUGGCUGAUUUUAACUUGUAUUUUGUGACAUGUUUUUAUGAAAGUUUAUUUUGUAAUGUUUUAAAAGGUUUUUGACACCCCAGAAUUAGAUCAUUGUUUUCUCUUAAUUAAUUUGGCAUUCAUGUUUUAUUAAGUUUUUCUAAUUCACAUUCUUAUUCAUGUGUGUAAUCUAUAGUAGACUUAUUCUACUUGGCCACGUAAGUAAGCCUUCAAAAACUUACAUGGCAUUCUAAAGGUGAAAUAUAAAACAGUUAAUUCUUAGUCAACAUAAGCUAAACACGUGCCAAUUUGCUUCUGUCAAUGUCUUCCAUGCUAAGUUGCUAUACAUUUUCCAAAAGUCAUCAGCCACACUCACAGAUUGUAACAGUGAUGGAAUAACAGAUCUUUCUUUUAAAGCUUAUUUCUUAUUAAUACAAUAUAUAGAACUUGAGUAAGUUUUGUCCACAAACUGCCAAAGGCUAAAGAUGAUUAAAUGUUUGGGCUUUGAGAACUGAAACUUGUGAGCUGCUAGUUCAAAAGCAGUAGUUGCAUAUAUGGUUUCAGUUGUCAUUCAAAAAGAGUACCAACAUAGAAGCUUUAAGGUUAGUGACAUUCAUACCUUGUGGUUACGGCAGGGGCUCACUUGCAGCUAAACAGUGUACCCUCCCUUUAAUCCUAACCCCUACCAGUGAAGGCACCACAGGCUUUGCCAUUCCCUGAGGCUCUACUUUCUGGCUCUAAGGACUACAAAAACCACUCCUCAGUUCACCAUCUGGGCAUUUGCCUGGCCCUCUUGGAAACCCUAGUGGCGCAGUGGUUAAAUGCUAUGGCUGCUAACCAAAAGGUCGGCAGUUUGAAUCCACCAGGCACUCCUUGGAAACUGAAUGGGCAGUUCGACUCUGUCUUACAGGGUCGCUAUGAGUCGGAAUCAACUCGAAGGCAACGGGUUUGGUUUUUUUGGGGGGCGGUUCUAGGCAAAGAUUAUACAAUUCUGGCUACUUUUUAAGAGAAACUAGCUGCUGUUACUGAAAAGUUCUUUAAAAACAAAACAAGACAAAAAAACAUCAUUUGUCCUUGGAUGUGAUCAGUAGAAGGACUUAUUUGAAUUUAAAUAUUCUUGCUCAGAUACAGUAACAUUGGUGCUCACAUAUCUGUGCACCAAAGCACCAUUACCCUUUCUCAAAGUCAAAUACUGAAAACACUGAAAUUGUGGAUAACUGAUUAAUGCCAUUAGUGGUAAAUUUAUAGUCAUUUGUGUUCUACUAUGGGUUGAUGCUUGGAGCCCUGGUGGCACUGCGGUUAAGAGCUCAGCUGCUAACCAAAAGGUCGACAGCUUGAAUCUGUCAGCCGCUCCUUGGAAAACCUAUGGGACAGUUCUCUCUGUCCUAUAAGGUUGCUGUGAGUUAAAAUCGACAGCUAUGGGUUUACAGGUAACCCAGUACUUAUAUCUUCCAGCCUAUGUGUGCACAAGCAAAUUAUUUAACCUCUAUGUACCUGUUUCCUCCUUAUAAAACUGGGAUUAAAAAUAGUUUCUUUGUGAAGAAUGAAGAAAACUAAACAUACAAGGGAAAGGUUAGUCCAGAGGACUAAUGGACCACAUCUACCACGCCUCCACCAGACUGAGUCCAGUACAACUAGAUGGUGCCCAGCUACCACCACUGACUGCUCUAACAGGGAUCACAAUAGAGGAUCCUGGACAGAGCUGGAGAAAAAUGUAGAACAAAAUUCUAACUUACAAAAAAAAAGACCAGAUUUACUGGCCUGACAGAGACUUGGAGAAACCCAGAGAGUAUGGCCCCUGGACACCCUUUUAGCUCAGCAAAGUCACUCCCUAGGUUCACCCUUUAGCCAAAGAUUAGACAGGUCCGUAAAACAAAAUGAGACUAAUGGGGCAGACCAGCCCAGAGGCAAGGACUAGAAGGCAGGAGGGAACGGGAAAGCUGGUAAUAGGGAACCCUAGGUUGAGAAGGGAGAGUGUUGGCAUGUCAUGGGGUUCUUAACCAGUGUAAUAAAAUGUGUACUGUUUAAUGAGAAGCUAGUUUGUUCUGUAAACCUUCAUCUAAAGUACAAUUCCAAAAAAAAAAAAACU
Loxodonta africana (African savanna elephant) is the source of this 3504-nucleotide messenger RNA. RefSeq names its product caspase 6 (gene CASP6). Lineage: Eukaryota; Metazoa; Chordata; Mammalia; Proboscidea; Elephantidae. The record is from RefSeq and is a predicted model, not a curated record. Bases 96 to 1145 code for a protein of 349 amino acids. The transcript is spliced from 9 exons. Gene Ontology annotation, cellular component: cytoplasm. Gene Ontology annotation, biological process: apoptotic process; positive regulation of neuron apoptotic process.